AUGAUGCUUUGCCUUAAAUUCUGGAUAUUGCUCUUGCUUGUUCCUUGGGCAUGGGCAGUUGACAUCACGAAAAAUACGGUGCAUAGGGGCCAGGUGGUUGUUGAACUAACCGGGGUCAGGAUUGCAUCUGGCGUAUACUGGUCAAUUGUUGACAAUUAUCUAUUGGAAUUCUUGGGAAGCGUUCAUGUCAACCCAGGUGGUGCACUUUAUAUCUCCAGUACUUCACGAAUUUUUUCAAUGAGAGUUCGUAUGCUUGGAGCUGUAUUCAGCAUUCAUAACGAUGGAAUUAUCUCUUUGAAUGCAAUGUGGUCAAUAGUGGCACCAGAGUACAAAUUGUUAGGCAGCUCUUUUAUCAAUAAUGGCGAAUUCUAUAUGUCUGGGGAUUCCACCUUGGGAUCACCCGAAUACGAAAUUACAUCAUUGACCUGGACCAAUAAUGGGUUGAUAUACCUUUAUCAAAAUCAAUUCCUGAGCUCACUGGUAUCCUUGGGUGCAACAGGCACAACAAUCAAUAAUGCGGGCACCAUAUGCAUCCGAAACGUACUUUACAGAAUAACAACUGGAGUAAAAGGUGUUGGUUGUAUAGUGUUACAAAAGGCUGCUUCUUUCCAAUUGCCCAAUGCUCUCUUGGUGUUUGGAGCAUUACAAAGCAUUGUUAUGGAGGACCCCGAGACAUCUAUAGUUGUUGAAGCUCUAUCCACACCACAAACCUUUCGGGUUUACAAUUAUGGAAAUGGAAAUAGAAUAGCAUUAACUGUUAGACUAUUACCGAGUUUGCUUCAUAGUGCAUGGGAAUACGAUUCCAAAGCUGGUGUUGUAACAUUAAGGACUUUGGCUUUACUGCAGAGAUUCCAUAUUGGUCUGGGCUAUAACAAUAAUUUAUUUGCAGUGGACAGUACUGGUCAUGGUCUUGUGUACUCUGGCAGACCACCUAAUGCUGGACGUCCGCCAAAUUGCCGUCCUUGCACUCACCCUCCAAUGGGACCUGGAUCGGAACCAACGGAUUACGAAACUGCAAUUGAGAGGACGGUGACUAGAACUCGCACCUCUGACUCUGUGACUACUACGGAAACGCGCGUAAUUACCAGGUCGGCACAUGUUUGGAUUUCGACAAAUAGUGAUCAAAAAUGGUUUACGUCUUCAUCCAUCCAUCCUCGAGGUGAUAGACCUGAAAAAUCAACCACGUUUACUACAAGUUAUCAAACUCUGGAUGCUGACGGUGUGACAUACGUUGAAAGUGCAUUGGUAGCAGUGGGCACACACGAAAGAGGUGGCGGGCAAGAAGGAGGAGGAGGAGGAGGAGAAGAAGAGGAAGAAGAAGAAUGGUUUACAUCAAGUUCGCUUUAUCCUCGGCACUAUAUGACACGAUACACCACAACCAAUGCAAUCGAAGGUCUGGACGAUAUUGUUGUAGUUGUCACUACUGAUGAAAAUCGUAAAUGGACAACAUCGUUGUCUACGAUUGAGAGACAUGUUACCCAGUAUACGACGACUUUGGUUCACGUGAGCGAAGGAAUUACAACUAGUAAUGAAGUUGAAAUUAUAAUCACUACUAACGAGGAUGGAAGUUGGACGACUAUAGAAAGUGAUAUUCAGGAAAGCUUUACUCAAUACACCACCACUUUCCGCACUCUCAUAUCAGGAGACCCAACUGUGUUGGAGAUGGAAGUAUUGGUAACUACAAAUCUGGAAGGUGGAUGGUUUACAACUUCUCAGUCGAUUGCUCCAACAUUUAGAGAGGCAACUUUUACUUUGACUUCGGUAGAAAAUGGAUUAAUUGAUGUUCAGACUGUUGUGCAUAUGAUUACAACCAAUGCGGAAGGGUCGUGGACAACAAUAGUGAAAGAGAUUGAGCCAAGCACAUCCGAAUAUCGAACAACGUAUUUAACUACAAAUGAAGAAGGCGAAUUCGAAACUGUUGCUGCUGAGGUUAGAGUGUCAACCGAUGAAAAAGGAGUGUGGGUAACUUCUACAUAUAAAGAGCAGUUUACCACUUUCACCACGGAGUUUGCAUCCUUGAAUACUAAUGGCGUUUCAGAAACUGCUACCGCAGUUGUGAUUGUGACAACAGAUGAGGAUGCGAAAUGGUAUACUACUACCUCAACCAUUCCUCCUGUUCCACCAACUUACACUACGUUAAUUCGUGAGUACAGCGGUGCUGAAACUACAACAGGUGUUUAUGAAGCAGUCGUGAAGUCUAAUGAGAAUGGUAUUUGGACAACGGAGUACAAACAUAUCGAAGAGCUCACCACCUUUAAAACGUUCCCAAUUGUUGAUGGGGAACGUCAAAGAUUGCAAAUUAUUGUUAAUACGGAUGAUAAUGGGUCCAAAUAUACGUCUAUUCAAGUGUUGGCUCCAUAUUUUACAUCGUAUACCACAGUUUUGACCGGAAGUAAUGAAACUGCAACUGCCGUUAUAAUAAGGUCGAUAGACUCUAAUAGAAAGUUGUACAACUCAACCUUAAUCCAAACCACACCCACUUUUGCACAUUACACCACGUUGUACGAGUCUUUGGAUGAAAAUGGACAUAUGGAUAAAUUUGUUGGGGAAAUUUUUGUCACCACUGAUGAGAACAGCAGCUGGACCACUAUCACAAAACAGUUGCAAGAGUCUCACACCGGUUUUACUUUAGCAAUACAAACCACUGAUUUUGAUGGGAAUACUGUUACUGAACAAUACUCCAUUUUAGUGACACAAAAUCUUAUUGGUGGCAACUGGUUUACAGGAAUCUAUGAAAUGUGGAAUGUGGAGCAAACAAGGACUGCUAUCGAGACAACGGCUGAUGCGAUAUAUACUGCUACUGAAUCCGUGCUGAAUGCACCAUCAGAGUCUACAGAGUCUACAGAGCCAACAGAGUUUACUGAAUCUAUCGAAUCUACUGAAUACGUUGAGUCUACUGAGUCUACUGAAUCUAUUGAGCCUAUUCAAUCUACACAGCCUACUGAGUCUACUGAAUCCAUUCAAUUUACAGAGCCUACAGAGCCUACAGAGCCUAUUGAAUCCAUUGAGUCUACUGAACUUACUGAGUCUACUGAAUCUACUGAGUCCACUGAGUCUAAUGAAUCUACUGAGUCCAUUGAGUCUACUGAGUCUACUGAACUUACUGAGUCUACUGAAUCCAUUGAGUCUACUGAACUUACUGAGUCUACUGAGUCUAUUGAAUCUACUGAGUCUAAUGAAUCUACUGAGUCCAUUGAGUCUACUGAAUCCAUUGAGUCUAUUGAACUUACUGACUUUACUGAAUCCAUUGAGUCUACCAAAUCUUCUGCAGUCGCUGAACCUACCAAAUCUUCUGCACUCGCUGAACCUACUGAAUCUACUGAAUCCAUUGAAUCUAUUGAAUCUACUGAAUCCAUUGAAUCUAUUGAAUCUACUGAAUCCAUUGAGUCUACUGAACCCAUUGAAUCCAUUGAAUCUAUCGAAUCUACUGAGUCUACUGAGUCUACUGAGUCUACUGAACUUACUGACUUUACUGAAUCCAUUCAAUCUACUAAGUCUAUUGAAUCUACUGAGUCUACUGAAUCCAUUGGGUCCACAGAUUCCGCGCAGUUGUUUGAACUUACAACCGCUGAAUCUAACGUAUCCUCGGGUGUAGAACUUAGUGAUCCCAGUACAUUAGUAAAAACGACCAUUGCUGCAGACUUGUUCACUGAAUAUACCUCUUUGUACGUUACAAAAGCCACCAACGGUCAAGUCUCCCCAAAUCUGGCAUUGGUGAUCAAAGUAACAACAAACUCCGACGGAGCCCUUACUACUUUGACGAAUGAGAUGACUUACCAAACUUCUUUCACUACAAGAUACGAACUUACCGAUGAUGGUGGAAAUAUUGAAACAAAGACAGUUAAGGUGUAUGUGGUAAAAGUAGUCAACAAUGAAUUUUUCACAAUUUUUUCCCCAGUGAGCCUGAGAUCGUCUACAACCCUAAAAACCUCUGGAAUGAGUAGUAGGCAGGUUUUAUCAACGGAAGUGACACCCACUGAAGCGGGGGUAACAAAUCCCAUUCCGAAUAUUGAUGAAAGCUCCAUACAAUCUACGGAUUUGGAUUCAAUCAGCUCUAGUAACACAGAUAUUGCUACACAAUUGGAGACUAAACUCAUUGGUCAAUCUGUUGAUUUUUCAACUGACACUAUUGAUUUGGAAUUCACUGAAUCCUCGAUAUUAGAGUCUGAAACUCCCACGAUGGUGGAGCUAUCACAACCCAAUAUGUCAAAUAAUGAGUCUGCAGGACUUUUGAAUGGGGGAUUAACCGAAUCUUUGAGUAGUGAGUUUAUUGAACCUCCACAGUCCAGUUCAGGCCCUCCAACAGAGCUGAGUUAUGCACAGUACACACCAACUGAGUCAAAGGAUUUUGCUCUUUUAAACAUUAGUUCCGAUACAGAAACGGAAACAGAGUUUAGCGAACUGUUGAUAAAAGAAACCGAGGAGGCUUUUUCAGCAGAGUCUUACGACUUCAUCGAUACUCAGCUCAAAGUGGACACAGUAGAUACGGAUUCUACUAAUCCUGCACAUUCUAAUCUUCAAGAAACAAGUCAAGUGGAGUCAAAUGAGGUUGUUAACACCAUUUCAUUCAACUCCGAUAUUGAGCCCACAAUUGAGCCUAUGGGUACAGAUUCAGUCGAUACCAUGACUGGUGCAGAGUCUUUUGAACCUCUAGAUUCAGAGUCGACAGUACCUUUAUCUUUAGUAGCAUCUAUCAACGGUAGCAUGUUGACUGAAUUUACCUCAUUGUAUCAUACAAAAGGUAUCGACGGAAUAAAUUACCCAACCCUGGUAUUGGUGAUAAAUGUUAUAAAGGGCUCUGAGGGUGACGUCUUAACUUUGACAAAGGAUAUUAGUUUGCAAACUUUGUUCACGACAUGGUAUGAGUAUACGGAUGAUAGUGGUAAAAUUGACAGAAAAGUCGUGGAAAUAUUGGUGACAGAUGAUAUCAACAAUAGAUUAGUUACAGUAUUUGACCCGCAAGCACGAAGCGUGAUAUCAAGCUCUACCAAAUCUUCUGCACUCGCUGAACCUACUGAAUCUACUGAAUCCAUUGAAUCUAUCGAAUCUACUGAGUCUACUGAAUCCAUUCAAUCUACUGAAUCUACCGAGUCUACUGAAUCUACGGAGUCUACUGAAUCUACCGAGUCUACUGAAUCUACUGAAUCCAUCGAAUCUACUGAAUCCAUUGAAUCUAUUGAAUCCGUUGAAUCUAACGAAUCUACUGAGUCUACUGAGUCUACUGAGUCUACUGAAUCUACUGAGUCUAUUGAACUUACUGACUUUACUGAAUCCAUUCAAUCUACUGAAUCUACUGAAUCUACUGAAUCUACUGAAUCUACUGAAUCUACUGAGUCCACUGAGUCUACUGAAUCCAUUAAGUCUACUGAAUCCAUUCAAUCUACAGAGCCUAUUGAAUCUACUAAGUCUAUUGAAUCUACUGAAUCCAUCGAAUCUACUGAAUCUAUCGAAUCUACUGAGUCUUUGGAAACAGAUACAAUAAAACUCACAGAACCAAGUGACACUGAACCAACUACAAAUAUUAUAUCUCCAACAGAGUAUACUUCAAUUUAUUUCACUAAAGACAUUGAUGGUUCAAGUUUACUAACGCUGGCGUUGAUCAUCAAGAUGACUACUGACUCUGAUGGACAACUUAUGACUUUGACCAACGAGAUACAAGAUCAGACCUUGUUCACUACAUGGUAUGAGUAUACUGACGAUGGUGGACAGGUGGGGACAAAGACAGUUGAAGUACUAGUGACAAAAGAUGAAAACCAGACGGAGAAAUUGGUUACCGUAUUUAAUCCGUCACCACUCGAUUUGACAUUGAGUCUGGAACAACCUGAUCUAAACAGUUUACUUGAAAUGUCUUUUAAGUCAACCUUAACUGAACCUAUUGAAACGCAGUCAUUUAAAACUACUGAUGCAAUAUUUGAAAAGUCUACCAGUGUAGAUACCACACAAAAUGUCAAUACUGAGUCGAUAGUGGAAACAAAUCAAGAACCUACUAGCCUGUCGACUAUGUCUUUGCUUCAAAUGAUUGAUACAAAAACCAUCAAAUCUCACGAAAAUAAAAUUUCUGAAUCUAUCGAAUCAAAUUUUAAUGGACUUUCCAAUACUGAGUACAGUGAAUCUUUAGGUGGUGAAUCCAUUGAAACUACACACGUAGAGCCGGUUGAGACUAUCAGUACUGAUUCCAGCGAAGCUACAGAUGUGGUGUCGGUAGAACUUACCAAAAUUGCAAAAUCAACUGGCGAUGCUCACAAUAUGUUCACAGAAUUCACAACAAUAUUUUAUAUGAGUGACAACAAUGGCUCGAUUGAGCCUACCCUGUUAUUAGCAAUUAAAGUGACUAAUGACUCUGAUGGGAACUUUUUAACGUUGACGCACGACAUCAAAGAUGAAACACAAUUUACAACUUGGAUUCAGUAUACGAAUGAUGCUGGUGGCCUAGAUACUAAAAUUGUUGAAGUGUUAGUAACGAUGAAUAAAGAUGAUAAUGGAUGGAUCACUAUUUUUGAUCUGCAAACACUGAGUGUCCUUAACAAUCAAAGUGAAUUGAGACCACAUAGUUCAUCUGCUAAUCAUGCAACUAUUAAUUCAGUUGACAUCACGCAAACAGAGUCAAUCGAAACUAUCGACGUUGAGAUUUCAGAAGUCAUUGAAGUAGACUCUUUUGAUACCGCCGGUAUGACAUCAAUCGAAACCACUAAUCCUGAGACUUAUGAACCUACAAAUGCAGGAUCAAAUAGCAUUGUAUAUUCAAAGAUUACCAACUCUGCAGAUAUAAAGACCAUAUUGGAUCGUGACGCAUCCACUAUAUACACUUCUUUAUAUAUCGCAAGCGAUGAUGAAGGAUUAAUUACUCCAACACUGAUAUUGGUGAUAAAAAAAUCAACAGAUUUGGAAGGAAAUAUUGUGAUGUUGACAUCCAAUAUUGAUAAAGAAACGCUUAUCACAACUUGGUUUGAGUCAACUGCUGAUAGUGGAGAAGUGAAAACAAUACCAGUUGAAAUUUUAGUUACAACCAGACUCUCAGAAAAUGAAUGGGUAACAAUAAUCAACCCAACAGCAUCAAGUGCAAUAGAAACUAUUGAAACUAUUGAAACUUUGAAGACAAAUGCUAUCACAUCUCAAAACACUAUACAAGUUGAAACUGUUGAAACUGUUGAAACUGCAAGUCCACUUCUGCUAAACUUUUCUGGUGUAUUGCCUAUUCAUUCUACAAAUGCAAAAUCCUCCGAUCUUGCACAGGUUCAAUCAACAAAGUCCACAGAUACUGAAAAUGUUGACAUUACAACUAAUGUUGUUGAGUCAAUUAAUUCUAUGCAACCAUCAUCAGUAUCAGCAUUAAUCGACGCCAGUGUUGUGACACAAUAUACAUCUUUGUAUAUUACAAAGGGCCCGGGUGGAGAGUCUGUUCCAACCCUGGUGUUAGUUGUAAAGGUUAUAAAAGAUGACAAAGGAAAUGAGGCGACAUUAACAAAUGAUAUUUUAGAUCAAACAACGUUUGCUACGUCCUAUAGUCUUAUCGUUGAUAGUGGAGAAACCAUCGUAAACACUAUAAAAGUUUUGGUGACAAUAGAUGAAACCGGAGAGCUUGUCACUAAUUUCGAACAAAAUAUGCUAGUUGCAACUACUAGUAUGGUCGAUUCUGAAUUCAGUAGUAUUGAUACUGAAGAGCUUUCCAACGCGGCGUCUUUUGAAAGUGCCGAUAUUGGUGCUAAUGUUUCUGUGCCUAAAGAAUCUAGCACAUCAGAAAUAUUUACAAGUACCGAACCUAUAGAGGUAGAGAGUAUUUUCGGGGAGCACAUCCUCACUAAUUAUACUUCAAUUUAUUUCACUAAAGACAUUGAUGGUUCAAGUUUACCAACGCUGGCGUUGAUCAUCAAGAUGACUACUGACUCCGAUGGACAACUUAUGACUUUGACCAACGAGAUACAAGAUCAGACCUUGUUCACUACAUGGUAUGAGUAUACUGACGAUAGUGGACAGGUGGGGACAAAGACAAUUGAAGUAUUAGUGACAAACGAUGAAACCCAGACGGAGAAAUUUGUUACCAUAUUUAAUCCGUCACCACUCGAUUUGACAUUGAGUCUGGAACAACCUGAUCUAAACAGUUUACUUGAGAAUUCGACGACUUCAGAUUACAUUGAGUACUGGACAGCGAAACCUACCAACUCUUUUAAUUCCGAAUUCACAGAAGGGCACAAUUUCAUUUCUGAUGUACCCACAAUCACAAAGUCUUCUCGAGUCGGUAAUGGACGAAAUUCUUUCUCCAUUGAAAGCAGUCCUGCUGUUCCCGAGAUUUCCUUAUCGGCAUCUUUAACCAAUGAUGCAGUAAAUACUUCAACACUAGUUGAUAUUGAUAUUGAUGAUGGCAUCAAAAUUUCAGAGGUGGAGAUAUACAGCACAUCAUUGAAUCCCCAUGCAACAAAAGAACCCUUGGAUUCCAUCGAUCUGAGAAUUUCGCUUGGUAAUGAAAUGACUAGCUUGGCUAGACAAACAGGUGUUGUUCAGAGUACAGAUAAUUUUGGGUCACUUGCCUUGUCGUUUGAAAGUCACAGUUUGUGGAAUUCUUCUACAAAUGCAGAAGCUACUUCUUAUGCGUUUGGGUUUUUUGGCAACAGUAGUGGUGUCAUUUUAUCCGGUGUUGAUCUGAAUAGCCCAAAAUCAGUGGGCUCUACUAAUGAACUGGAAUCCAUUAAACUGAGAAUUACAGAAACAAAUCUUUCACAAGAACUGGGUGAUGCUAGACUGGGAUUGAUUGACUCCUUUGGAGCGACAAAUGAUUAUGUUGCCACUGGUACUGAUAGUGGUAGUGCAAACUACAUGGUAGAUACAGCAAGUACGGAAAUGCUGUAUGAGAGCAUUAAUAGCUUGUCCUCUGCAAUGACUUCAGAAACUAGCCAAGACCGAAGCUUCGGCGGCUUGCAAAGCUGGCAAAGCUUGCCCAGUUUAGACAGUUUAGACAGUUUACAAAGUGUUCAAGGUGGUGGAGUUAUUGAAUCAACUGCAACCACUAGGAUUCAACCUUAUAAUCAGUCUGUAUCCAUGUUUUCAGAAUAUUCAAAAACUUCAACAUCGUCUUUAGAUGAAACUGGGUUGACUUUGAAAUCGAAUAGCGAAAUGUCAAUUUCGGUAGAUACAGCACUCCAUAUUGCAUCUGAUGGUCUAGUGUAUACUCAAGAUGGGAUACUUUCAACGCAACAAGGGACUUCUGUUCAAUCAAUAAAACAUUCAAAUGACUUACUGCUCAAAACCUUCACUUCCCAAAUAUCAUCUUUUUCAAUACAUAAAUGCAAGAGAGACGACAAAGAUUGCACCGAAUCUACGAGCGUAGUCAUUGUGGAAACAGUGAUUAUUUCAGAGUCCCAUUUGAUGCCACCAAUACUGAGUACCGCCAUUGAUUCCAGUUACGAAAAAAUAUCUUCAACUAAAGCCCAAUCGCAAGAUGUUGAGGGCCCUAAGCUCACUGUAAGCACACUGAUCGAUGCUGCUCCAGGUAUUGUCACGUUUGCCACAUGUAACAGUAGGGACGAUGAUUGCAUCCCAAUCUCAACUAUUGAAAGUCUUCUUCACAGCGAAAGUGGAAAUAUAGACAAUAAUACAGAUACAGAGUCUGUGGCAAAAAGCAGCGACUCAGCGGUACUGCAGCGAGUCGUUUCAAACACGCUAGAAACAAUCGAUGGAGACAAUAAAUCUCGUGAUGCAUCAGAUGUUUUGGCUUUAUCAAAAUUAUAUUCUGAUACUCAGGCUAGUAUGAUACCGAGUUUUAGUAGCGAACAAACCACAAGUUUAACUCAAGAUCUAACUUUGUUAAUCAAUAAGACCCAAAGUUUUCUGGAUUCCAACUCCAUAGAACCUGUGAUAUCCGAGCAGUUGCUUGGAAUUUCUCAUACGUUGGGAACUUCAAUGAAUACUGGAUUUACUUCGUUGUCACGGACGAGGCAUGGAUUGUCUAUUAGUAAUAAUGGUGGCGCUAUAGACGAAAGCCUAGUAGAUAUCAACACAGUGGAAUUGCCCAGUGAUGCAAAUACUGAUGAUCUCAUUAUUGGCUCGAAUAUAAUGUUAGAUACCCCAACUCAUGGUAGUGCCGUUGGUAGAAGUGGAGGUGGUAGUGGUAGUGGUAGUGGUCUCAGUAAUAUUUCACCUUUGUCUCGGUCAAUUAAUUCAGCUGAGCCUGUGUAUUGUUCAUCAUUGACUCCUAGUGAAGUUAUUUCGGACGACAUACAAUCAAUGGCAGCUUGGUCUUUGGUGUUGAGCUCCGAGGCUACAAAUUUACAGCCCAUAGCCACUAACAAUGGUGAAGAACAUCCACAAGGCUCAUUAGAAUCUUUCGAUACUACUGCAAGAUCAAGAACAACCGACGCUACCGUCAAAGUUUCAGAUCAUGCAUCUACCCAAGCCAACAAUUCAUUUAUAGGAGAUACAAUUGACAACAAAGCCCAAAGGACUGGUAUCUCGAUCCUUGUGACUUUCAUAAUUUCUUUUUUCAUAAUAAUUGUUUAA
Messenger RNA from Lodderomyces elongisporus, 10491 nucleotides. RefSeq lists its product as uncharacterized. NCBI's taxonomy places the organism in Eukaryota, Fungi, Ascomycota, Pichiomycetes, Serinales, Debaryomycetaceae. The record is from RefSeq and is a predicted model, not a curated record. Bases 1 to 10491 code for a protein of 3496 amino acids. The transcript has a single exon.